This is a messenger RNA of Mollisia scopiformis, 489 nucleotides long. RefSeq lists its product as uncharacterized. The coding region runs from base 42 to 290 and encodes 82 amino acids. The transcript has a single exon. Lineage: Eukaryota; Fungi; Ascomycota; Leotiomycetes; Helotiales; Mollisiaceae. The record is from RefSeq and is a predicted model, not a curated record.
UUUCCAUCUUCCUCCAUUGUCCGCUCUAACAAUGGUUAGCCAUGGAACAGAUUUGUCUCGUCAUGAAUGCAUUUAAAGUUAUUCUUGAACGCCUUCACAUCGAAUUUCCCGAUCAAACAAAGAUGUCUCUCCACAGAAUGCGCCAUCCACGCAAGGCAAUUAUAUCCUUCCCGUCUGAGAACAAUUUCAGAUCAAUCUUCCUAUACUCCCUAUUUUGGAUGAUAAAAACGAAUACCAGAGUUGGUCUGUUCGUUCUGUUUAUCACGACGCGUUACAUUUACUGCCCCUGAUCGUCACUACGACUCGAACUCGCAGACUUCCCUUUGCCAUUGCACUUUUGAUCACUUCACGCUUGUACUCUAGAUAAAUAAACAAAAAAACACUCUUGUCAUUCUAAUACCAAGUGGCGGAAUCAAACUCGAGAUCCCGACCCCUUGAACUUUCUUUUUUUCUCCUGUCACUUUUCGGCAUCAGAAGUAAAUUUUCUGU